GCUCUAUUUCCGUCCACUAAAGCGCAUUAACGACCUAAUGUGUUAGAUUGCCAGUGACAGUCUGAUUGGCGAGAGAGAUAGACCAGCCUACACACAGCGGACGCCGGGUGCAACUGCAGAACGGUUCGCGUUUCCCUCCGGUGCGCUCACGUUACCAGGUUGUGGUGCGCCGUCACUGUCUUUCAAGAGCCCUCCAACUCUGUUCUGUAGGUGAGGACAGUCAAGCGGACACGGGAAGAACAGGCACAAUGUUGACGUUGUUGACAGCUAUGUACUUGGUGGUCCGGGCGGCUACGUCGCAGGCCGAACCAAUCCGCGUCCUGGUGACCGGCGCUGCCGGGCAGAUUGCGUACUCUCUGCUGUACAGCAUUGCCAAGGGAGAUGUCUUCGGCAAAGACCAGCCAAUCAUCCUGGUGCUUUUGGACAUCCCGCCCAUGCUGCCCGUUUUGGAAGGGGUCGUCAUGGAGCUGCAGGACUGUGCUCUCCCGCUUCUGAGGGAGGUCAUUCCAACUGACAAGGUGGAGGUGGGCUUCAAGGACCUGGACGCUGCUAUCCUGGUGGGCUCCAUGCCCAGGAAGGAGGGGAUGGAGAGGAAGGACCUGCUGAAGGCCAACGUGGCUAUCUUUAAGACCCAGGGGACUGCGCUGGAGAAGUACGCCAAGAAGACCGUCAAGGUGCUGGUUGUGGGAAACCCCGCUAACACCAACUGCCUCAUUGCAUCCAAGUCUGCUCCCUCCAUUCCUAAAGAGAACUUCUCUUGCCUCACUCGCCUGGACCACAACAGAGCCCGCUCUCAGGUGGCGAUGCGCGUGGGCGUGUCCACUGACAAUGUGAAGAACGUCAUCAUCUGGGGCAACCACUCCUCCACCCAGUACCCAGACGUCCACCACUGCAAGGUCGAUCUGCAUGGCAAAGAGGUGGCCGCCUAUGACGCCAUCAAGGACGACGGCUGGCUCAAGGGAGACUUCAUCUCGACGGUGCAGCUGCGUGGUGCUGCCGUGAUCAAGGCCAGGAAGCUGUCCAGCGCCAUGUCUGCCGCCAAGGCCAUCUGUGACCACAUGAGGGACAUCUGGUUCGGCACCCCUGAGGGCGAGUGGGUGUCCAUGGGUAUCUAUGCUGGUGGAAACUCCUAUGGAAUCCCUGAAGACCUCAUGUACUCAUUCCCAGUCAUGAUCAAGAACAAGACCUGGAAGGUGGUGGACGGUCUGUCCAUCAACGACUUCUCUAGAGGCAAGAUGGAGGCCACCGCCACCGAGCUGGUGGAUGAGCGCGACACCGCCGUCGCCUUCCUGAGCGUGUGACUCUCUCCGACAACCUCGGCCUCGCAGCGACUCGUAGACACCCAAAAGCCUCCCCACUCACAGCUGUGAAUCUCCACGUCAUGUCGCUGCCAGCCUGUGUGUGUGUGUGUGUGUGUGUGUGUGUGUGUGUGUGGAUGUGUGUGUCUGUGUAAAGAGUCGAAGGGUGACUGUCCUUCCUCUCUCUAUGUGUUUGUUUUUGUGUGUAUUUCACUUUACAAACAUCAAACGUAACAUUUCAGACCUGUAAGAAGACCCACAAUCUCCAACUCCUACAGGAUUCGGGUCCCGUCACGGGAUCGGGUGACGCACCAAUAGGGAAUGUCCCUUGAAAUGAUGAGAACGCACAUAGUUGUCCCGAUCACUGUAACAAUACCUGUUCAACAAUAACAAUAAAAACAAAAUGAAAACCA
Clupea harengus (Atlantic herring) is the source of this 1711-nucleotide messenger RNA. It is a transcript of the gene mdh1aa, whose product is annotated as malate dehydrogenase 1Aa, NAD (soluble). Gene Ontology annotation, biological process: malate metabolic process. NCBI's taxonomy places the organism in Eukaryota, Metazoa, Chordata, Actinopteri, Clupeiformes, Clupeidae. Gene Ontology annotation, molecular function: L-malate dehydrogenase (NAD+) activity. The record is from RefSeq and is a predicted model, not a curated record.